Molecule: messenger RNA, 477 nt
Organism: Blastomyces dermatitidis ER-3
Lineage: Eukaryota; Fungi; Ascomycota; Eurotiomycetes; Onygenales; Ajellomycetaceae
Exons: 3
Source: RefSeq, a predicted model, not a curated record
AAUCUUCAUGUGUUGACAGAUCUGUGUUCAUUAAUGAUAGUGAACUCAAUGUUGAAUCAUUGAUUGAGAAUCUGAAGAACAUGAUAAUGAAGAAAUUAUCUGUGUCAUGUGUGGCCAGGUCUUCUACAUUCUCUCUUACUCUCUCUGUUUCUUUCUCUGUCACUCUCUCUUAUUCUUCUACACCUGUUCCUGUGCCUGGUUCCUCUCCUGCUACCUCUGUUCCUGUGACUCUCACUCAUGCUACUUCUGGUUUUACUGUCUCUGCUUUUGUUAUCAGCUCUCCCUAUUUCAAGAAGAUAUUGUAUAGACUUAAUGAAUCAUCUCUCUCAUUUUACUUUGCUUCAGCAUCAGAGACCAUUCUGAUCAAAGAUGACAACACUGCUGAGACUACUCUGUCUCACUCUCAAGCUUCUCUCAUUGCUUUCUCUCUCUCUCUCUUCUCUGCAGGGAAGGUUGUGCACACACCAGAUCAUAAGU